This is a messenger RNA of Naegleria fowleri, 1317 nucleotides long. RefSeq lists its product as uncharacterized. The transcript has a single exon. NCBI's taxonomy places the organism in Eukaryota, Heterolobosea, Eutetramitea, Acrasida, Naegleriidae. Bases 1 to 1317 code for a protein of 438 amino acids. The record is from RefSeq and is a predicted model, not a curated record.
AUGUCUUCAAGAGCAGCCUCCACUGGCUCUUCUUCAAAACCAGGAACAGCAAAUAGUAAUCGAAGAGGAGGAAAUGAAUUGACUUCUCCGAGGGGAGCAAACAAUGUGGGAGGAUCCGAUUCGGGACCCAUUGGCGGAUUUGCCAAUCGAGAAGAAAUGAUCGCCUAUUUCUCUAAGGAAAAAAUCACUCCUAAUUUAUCACCUCUUUCCGAUUAUACCUUCAUUCAUGGAUGCAUGAAUAAAAAGGAGAGUGAGUUAUUGGAAUAUUUGAGCAAGCAAUUGGGAGUUGUGGAUUAUUUAGUUGAUUUGAGAUCUUCCAUCUAUCUGGAUUCAUUAUGUCAUUACAUUGCUUUUUGCAAGGAGCAUUCCUUUUCAACAAGACAAACGAUCGAAUUUAUCAAUCUCAUGGAAACAUUAAGGAAAGGAUGUCUCUCUAAUGAAAGUGCUAACAUUCCAAUCAAUCAGUCCUCAUUAACAACGACGCCCAAAUUUGCAUCUGAGCUCGAAUUACAGGAAUAUAUAAAAACAAAACUCUUUGAAAUGAGCAAGCCAUUGUCACUAGAGCAAGUUUCUGAUCUUGAAAAACAAAUCCAAGAAGAAGAACGAAAACUAGAGGAAGAGCGUCUCAAACAGGAAAAGGACAAGAAGAAAAAACCACCCAGUUCAUCCAGCUCUUCCAAGAAAAUGACAAAGGAGGAAGAGGAAGAAUUUAUGAGAAAGCAAGAAGAAGAGCAACGUCUCGCAGAAGAGAAAGCCAUGAUUGAAAAGAAAAGAAAGGAAGAAUACAGAAGCAAACUUCCACUAUUCAAUAUUGAUGAUGUUGCCAUUGUUUCUGAUUUCAUUCUGAAAACUGUGGUGCAGCAUUAUCACCUGUACAAGUAUGUCUAUGAAGAAAAUCAGCCCGUGAAAGAAUAUGAUUACAAGGUCAGUGUUAAUUCCAUCAUGAUUGAUUGUGUGUAUCCUCUUUCUGCCAUGUUGCAAGAUGUUGCCUAUAUUCAAAAGAAAGAGGAUGAACGAAGGGCUCUCGAGGAAGCAGAAGCUCGAAGACGUCAAGCGGAAGAGGAAGAACGUCUGCGACUUGAAAACGAAGCUAGAGAACGCUAUGAAAAGGAAAAGGCAGAGAGAAGUGCUCCCAAGUUGACGGAUGAAAAUUUGAAAGAAAUUGCAGAAUAUCUCAAACAUGAAGUCAUGACCGAAUUGGAGGAUAAAGUUUCAGUGGUUGAAACACGAGUGAAAGCUACAGAAGAAACGGCCAUGUCACUUCCUACACCUCAAAAGAGCAAUAGCAGACCUCAAUCUUCAGCAAAAACAAAAUAG